This is a messenger RNA of Macrosiphum euphorbiae (potato aphid), 369 nucleotides long. The record is from the annotation of a GenBank genome assembly. Lineage: Eukaryota; Metazoa; Arthropoda; Insecta; Hemiptera; Aphididae.
AUGCAUAAGUGUAUAGUGUGCGGCAAUAAAUCUAAUACCACCAAAGUCAAUCGUCCAGGAGUAAUAUAUCACGGAAUACCCAAGAACGCAUACAUGAGAAGAAAAUGGCUAAAAGUUUUUGGAAUUGAUCGUUGUCAUGAUUGGCAACGGAUAUGUAGUGAUCAUUUUUUAGAAGAAAACUAUAAGCCAGGAAAAAAGCGAUUUUUAUUUUCAAAUGCUAUUCCCCAACCUUAUGAUCAAAAUGGUUUUCCUUCUAAUGAUGCUACUCAAAGUAAUGAUAUUGAAAUUGAGAAUAAUGUAAUUUUACCAAUUGAACAAAAUAUGCCGGUCAGACCAUACCUUAGGAUCUGGAUUACAAUGUUCCGUUAA